CAUUCAAUGCAGUUAUUUCCUUUUUAAGGUCAAGAAUUUCUUGUAUGACAAAUCAAAAGGACCAAACAAGGCCUAUCAUUAGUUAUGAUAUUUCAGGAUAGUGUUUUUUCAUACUUGGUAGUAUGCUAAUCUGCCUUCAUUGUUCAUGGGUAUAUUGUCCUAGCAACCCAUAUUGUACUGGAUCAUUUGGAUCCCAGUUAGGGUUUUGUUUCAUUGCGGGUGCAAUGGCUUUUUUCCUUGUGGGGAUGACAAUUGAUCAGUAUGUGGCCAUCUAUGUGCCACUGUGCUACUUGUCUAUCAUGAACUGGAAUAUGUGCACAGGAUUGGUGGCAACUGUAUGGUUCAGUGGAUUUCUUCAUUCUGUUGUACAGAUUGAUUUUCUUCUCCAGCUGCUAUUUUGUGGUCCAAAUGUACUGGACAAUUUCUACUGUGAUGUCCCUCAAGUCAUCAAACUGGCCUGCACUGAUACUCUCAUGACUGAACUACAGAUAGUGUUUAGUAGUAGAGUGAUUAUUAUUAUUCUUUUUGUAAUUUCUUACAAUGACAUCUUGCUUAAGAUAAGGACAUGCACCACAGAAGGGAAAUGGAAAGCCCUGUCUACCUGUGGAACCGAGAUAACUGUUGUGAGCUUAAUAUUCAUCCCCUACAUCUUCAUCUAUGCCCAACCUUAUAAGAAAUUCCCUAGGGACAAGGUGGCCUCCCUUGUUUAUACUGUGGUCACUCCAAUGGUAAAUCCAAUGACUCACACAUUGAAAAACACUGAGAUGAAAAAGGCCAUGAGGAGAACACUGGGAAAAAUAUUUCUCUCAGGAGGAAUACAGAAACCAGACCAGACAGCAGAUCCAAAGACAUCAGGUCUGGUGCUUCCAUGAGAAAACUGUGUUCAUCUCUCCUUCAGUAAGUGAACAACUUUCUAGGUGUGAGAUGAAGGCAACAUUCACCUCCCAUCAGCUUAGGAAGGUCAGUCACAUGUUUUCUUGUCCUCCAUGGAAUGUGCAGUAUGGUGUGAUUUCUAGAGCCUAAUAAGAGUUUUCUGCAAUAAAUGACCUGCAAAGACAUCACCAUGGCACACCCGGGGUACUGACCAUGUGAGGGACCCUAACCUCGCCCUUGUUCUCUCUGGUGGAAAUCACAGCUGGGCAUUCCACUCCAGCAUGUCUCACUUCAGCAAUCUAGUGUAGUUUCAUCUCUAGGUUAGCAUACCAGAAAACUAGCUUGGUAAACUUGAUUUUUAUAUCUGCUUGUCACAUAGUUACAAAGGGUCUUUAUAGUAGAGUCAGAUAUAGGUUCAUUGUACACCUUUUCCCUCUCUUAUCCUCACUUUGGAUGGACUGUGUAGAUUUUAGGAUCAGUCCUGGAAGGAAGCGUCCUGGUCCCACAUUAGACAACAAGGAGCUGGUUGACGGAUAAGAUUGUCCCAGGGCUUGCUCAAGGGUGCUUCAGGGAUGGAGGUUCUGCCCCCACACCAUUCCCCUCUUCUUUGCUGUGCCCCAUCCUCCAGUUUCAUCUCAGCAAUCCUCACAUGACCGUGGUCUCCUACAAAUCCAGAGUCUUCUACGUGGAACAGGCAUUCUGAACAUAAUGCUAAAGAAGGACAAAUGUGACAAGUGAGGAGGCAGACCUCCCAUGGUGUUUCUGAAUCACUAAGAAAUUAAAAUUUAUUUGUAGAUCCUGAUAGAAGAUCUAAAAUUUUUUUUUGAGGAAAUGUCAGGCCCAAAACUGGGCCACCUGGAACCAGGAAGAGACCUGGGGGAGCAGGAUGGAUGUAGAGAAGAGAAAAUUCUGUCUGCAGGAAUAUCUGACAUCACCUCAUGGAGGAUGUUGUAUGGAGGAGAAAACUUAGAAGUUCCCAGAUCUGCCACAGAAAGUGCUGCUGAACACCAAGCCACCCAACCUACAAAUGACCUCAAACUCAGAAUUAACAUAGUCCUUUGGGUCUCAGAUACAGCUAAGUGUCCUUAUGCCUCAUAUGGUAGGCUAACAAGGCCACGAAGGGCCUGUGUAGUAGGUGCCAGAGAUAACGAAGGUCUGUGCACUGCAGGUGCCACCAAAUCCCCUUCAAAGGAGCCGGAUGUCAAUACUUCUGGUCUGUUGUCUGAGGAGCUCUUAGGUGACAUAGACACUGACUGGUUGUCUUUCACUUCUGAAGGAGUGCUGAAGGACUGCUUUCAGGGUCAGUUGUGUGACAGGAGUGCAAAGGGACAGAAACUCUGCACCAGAAACCAUGAGGCUGCUCAGAAUGGUGGUAACUGUGCUCCUCAAGGAUCAUGCUUCUCAAGGACCAUGGAGCCAACCCUGGGUGAAGAAAUUUCCCCAGUACAUCAAAUCUGAUCAUGGACACCAUCCCAGAUUGGGGAUGCUG
This is a messenger RNA of Chiroxiphia lanceolata (lance-tailed manakin), 2362 nucleotides long. RefSeq names its product olfactory receptor 4D1-like. Gene Ontology annotation, biological process: G protein-coupled receptor signaling pathway. NCBI's taxonomy places the organism in Eukaryota, Metazoa, Chordata, Aves, Passeriformes, Pipridae. Bases 123 to 872 code for a protein of 249 amino acids. The record is from RefSeq and is a predicted model, not a curated record. Gene Ontology annotation, cellular component: membrane. The transcript has a single exon. Gene Ontology annotation, molecular function: olfactory receptor activity.